Molecule: messenger RNA, 1361 nt
Organism: Dermatophagoides farinae (American house dust mite)
Lineage: Eukaryota; Metazoa; Arthropoda; Arachnida; Sarcoptiformes; Pyroglyphidae
Product: putative methyltransferase-like protein 15 homolog
Biological process (GO): rRNA base methylation
Molecular function (GO): rRNA (cytosine-N4-)-methyltransferase activity
Source: RefSeq, a predicted model, not a curated record
ACAAAGUGCGCCAAUCAAAUCAGCUGAUUCGAUUCUUGCGUGCAUGUUCGUAGACUUUGCUCUUUAAUUGAUUCAAUAUUGAAAAACUAUGCGGAUAAUUUCAACAAAAUUUUCCAAUUUCGUUGGCAUUCAUAAUCUGAAAAAACCUAUUAUAAACAAUGAUAAUAAUGUUGAAACAAUUACACAUAUACCAGUGUUGGCCAAAGAAAUCACCAAAAUAUUAUCGCCAAAAGAUGGACAAUUUUUUCUCGACCUGACAUUUGGCGGUGGUGGCCAUACGAAAUAUCUUUUGUCAACGAAUAAAAAAAUCACCAUAUUCACUUUAGAUCGUGAUCAUCAAGCAUUCGAAAGAGCUGUAUUACUGGCAAAAAAGAUCGAACAGAAUAAUUGUGGCCAAAAAAUCGUUCCAUUGUUAGGCCGAUUCAGUCAAAUGAAUGGCCUGUUGCAAAAAAUUGCUAUUCCUUAUCAUUCAUUCGAUGGUGCCAUCAUCGAUCUUGGAGCUUCUUCAUUUCAAUACGAUGAUCCUGUUCGUGGUUUUUCGUUUCGAGAUGGACCACUCGAUAUGCGAAUGGACGGUGAUCGAAAUCCUCAAAUGCCAUCAGCAGCCGAUGUAAUUAAUACAUUAAAUGCUGACGAAUUGGCAAGAAUUUUCAAAGUCUAUGGUGAGGAGAGAAAUGCAAAGAAAAUAGCUCAAACAAUUGUUGAUUCACGUUUUUUAAUGAAACGUAUAAAUACGACACGUGAAUUGGCCGAAAUGGUUCAAUCAAUUGUGACUAAUGCAAAUAUUUCGAGAGAUAAAAUUGGCCGAACCACACAUCCAGCAACAAAAAUAUUUCAGGCACUUCGUAUAUUUGUCAACAAUGAAUUAAACGAAUUGAAUCAUGUUAUACCUGUAUUGAGUAGAUAUUUAAAGAUAUCUAAACCAGAAUCAUACAACGAAGAUGAUGAUAACGGAAUGAUCGCCAAUGAACGUCAUAAUGGAGGUCUACUUGCUAUUAUUGCAUUUCAUUCACUUGAAGACAAGAUAAUUAAAAGUCAUUUUGUAGAUCAAGCUGGUAAUAAUUUAAUGUUGCCACCCAAAAGCGAUGAUUAUAUCAUUCAUCCUAACAAUAAUUAUGCUGAUCAGACAAAACGUUUAAAAAUAUGGAAAUUUUAUCAAAAAAAAUUUCAAGUUCCCACAGAAGAAGAAAUAUUACAAAAUCCACGAGCCAGAUCUGCUAAAUUACGACUAGGAUUACGAAUAAAUCAUUAAAUCUUUUUAUCCUUGAAAUUCUUGUGAACUCUUAUAGAUUGAUAAUCAUUUGUAUAUUCUAAUUGAUCAAGUCACAAGACAGUGUAUAAUAAAUGUUUGAUAACGAAAA